CCCCGUCAGAGUGUGUUGAUGUUUUGUGGAGUGACGGGCUGGAGGAAGAAGGAGCCGCGUUUUGUUUUUGUUCAAACAAACCGUCGAAAAGGAGCCGAGCGGCGGUUCCAGCGGUCCGUUUGGGUUCGUUAGGAGCCUUAGCUCGGUGAUCAGAGCCGCGGGACCGGGUCCGAGGGCCGACACACCGCAGCAUUUGAUCCAGAACGGGAGGACUCGUCACCCUCUGACCCCCUCCCUGCCUCCCUCCCUCCCUCACACACCACCAUGACGAUUCUCCCGAAGAAGAAGCCCAGCUCCGGGGUCGGCGUCUCGGACCACGCCGAUGACAGCGACCGUCGGAGCGGCUCAGACCCGCACCAGCACCCGCACGCCGGGCGGACCGGAGCCCGGCCGAGGGCGUCCCCGCCGCCGUGGUCCUACCAGCCCGCUCCGCCCUCCGCUAGGGACGACAGGCGGAGCAUCGAGGCGAGCUCCCGGCCGCAGCAGGCCUCUCCGCCGCCCGUCGGCUCCGUGUCCCCGGUAGGACCGGGCGACGGGCGGGACAGCAGCGGCGGGAUGGUGGCGGGGUCCCGCGGGGAGCUCGUGGUGUCGGCCGGCGUCGUCGGCUGCGGCGGAGGCAUCGGCAGCUGCUGCUCCGGGCCCGGGCUGAGCAAGAGGCGGCGGCAGGCGGGCACCUGCUCCGGCGGGGUGGUGGCGGCUCUGGCCGGCGGAGGCCAGCCCGGGGGGACCGGACCGGGGUCCAGCCAGGACACGGAGGAAGGAGCCGGCAACAACAGCGAGGACGAGUACGAGAACGCGGCCCGGCUGCAGUCCGUGGACCCGGCGACCGUGGAGCAGCAGGAGCACUGGUUUGAAAAAGCUCUGCGGGAAAAGAAAGGCUUCGUCAUCAAGAAGAUGAAGGAGGACGGAGCGUGUCUGUUCAGAGCCGUGGCUGACCAGGUGUACGGAGACCAGGAUAUGCACGAAGUGGUCCGGAAACACUGUAUGGACUACCUGAUGAAGAACGCCGACUAUUUCUCCAACUACGUGACGGAGGACUUCACCACAUACAUCAACAGGAAGAGGAAAAACAACUGCCACGGGAACCACAUCGAGAUGCAGGCCAUGGCUGAGAUGUACAACAGGCCGGUGGAGGUGUACCAGUACGGCACAGAGCCAAUCAACACCUUCCACGGCAUCCACCAGAACAACGACGAGCCAAUCAGAGUGAGCUACCACCGCAACAUCCACUACAACUCUGUGGUGAACCCCAACAAGGCCACGAUCGGGGUCGGCCUAGGACUGCCCGCCUUCAAACCCGGGUACGCGGACCAGUCUCUGAUGAAGUCGGCCAUCAAGACCUCGGAGGAGUCGUGGAUCGAACAGCAGAUGUUGGAGGACAAGAAGAGAGCGACGGACUGGGAGGCCACCAACGAGGCCAUCGAGGAGCAGGUGGCCCGAGAGUCCUACCUGCAGUGGCUCCAGGACCAGGAGAAGCAGGCCAGACAGCCCCGUAAGGCGAGCGCCACCUGCAGCUCGGCGACGGCGGCGGCUUCCAGCGGGCCAGACGACUGGAGCGCCCGGUCGCCGCGGCAGCGCGACUCUGACCCCACCCAUUCUGACCUCACGACCGCCCCGUCGACCAACAACAAGCCCCCCUCCCCUGCCGGAGCCGCCCUCAUCUUGAGCAAACCCCCCUCGCCCUGCGCGCCAGGUCCCAGUAAUCAGAGUCGUCAUCAUUUGGAGUACAGAGCCAUCAUGCAGGAGAUGUCGCCUACAGCCUUUGGUCUGACAGACUGGGAGGACGAUGAGAUCCUGGCGUCGGUGCUGGCCGUCUCUCAGCAGGAGUACCUGGACAACAUGAAACACCAGAGCGCCGCCAUGCAUCGAGAGCGAGAGCCGUCACCCGACAGCAGCUGAUAGCCGCCGGACACAUACACCAUGACCUUUGACCUACCCUUACCCCCCCCAGCCCCGCCCUCCACCGUCCUGCCCCCCACCCCCACAGAAGGAGAUCGACCAGGGAAAAAAUAAACCAUCAAACAAAGAAAUGCACACUUGUUUUUUUCUCCAGACGUUUCAGCUCAUCCGCUCAUCCUCCAUUCUGUCGUCUCCUGCUUCCCCCCCCCCCCCCCCCCCCCCCCAACCACCACCUUCAGCCAAUCUUCAUUUUCUAAGUUACCGCUCAGCUGGAGCUCGGCUGAUUUAAAUUUCCUGACAUUGGUCCAUCUCUGGCGGCGUGUCAGAAUCAGAUUGAUUGAUUAUUUGGUUAUUAGCUCUGAGGCUAUCGGAGGCAUUGGUUUCAAUGAGGAAUGCUAAUCUGAACUGAAAACUGCUUCCAGUCUGUGUCAAGGGUCCUGACGGCUAUGUUAGCGCGCUCUUUAGCGAGCAGUGCUAUCACCUGAAGUCUUACCGUGUUUUAAAGCCAGCUAACACCGCUAACAAGCUGCAUUACAGUUAGCUUAGCUUUAAAUAGGAAAUCGUUUGCCCCUCUUAGCGCCCACAGGCGGCCAUUUUGUCUGAGGAAUGCUAGCCCCAGGCUAAUCAGAACUGAAAAGGACGACCAAUCUAAAGGUAUAUCAGCGUCCUGUAGGCUAAGUUAGCCUGCUCUUUAGCGAGCAAGCUAUCACCUGAAGCCUUGUUAUGUUUUAAAGCUGUUUUAUUAUGUUUUAAAACAAAGCUGCGUCACAGUUAGCUUAGCGGCGCCACCGGCAGCCAUUUAAAAUCCCUCUCAGCCAGCAAAGACUCCACGCUCCGUAACUCCUCCCCAUUUCUCCUCUUCCUCCUCCUCCUCCUUCCUCGCCACCGUCACCUCCACCAUCAUCAUCAUCAUUGGACUUAUUUAGCUGCAUGUUUAAUUGACCACGACCAAUAUCAUCAUAGAGAAAAGAAAACGACAAAUAAAAAAGGAGAGAAAAAAUUGUCAUACUUAUCCUCUUAAUGAUUGAUUAUUGUUGUUAUUAUUAAUAUUAUAAGUUUGUUUUAUUUUAUUUUCUUGUUUGGGAUGAAAAGAUCUUUUUUUUUUUUCUUGGAAUAAAAAGAGGAAAAUGUUUCUGAA
Molecule: messenger RNA, 3037 nt
Organism: Micropterus salmoides (largemouth bass)
Lineage: Eukaryota; Metazoa; Chordata; Actinopteri; Centrarchiformes; Centrarchidae
Gene: otud5a
Product: OTU deubiquitinase 5a
Exons: 9
Coding region: 265-1899 (544 amino acids)
Biological process (GO): protein deubiquitination
Molecular function (GO): cysteine-type deubiquitinase activity; K63-linked deubiquitinase activity
Source: RefSeq, a predicted model, not a curated record